Trematosphaeria pertusa is the source of this 303-nucleotide messenger RNA. RefSeq lists its product as uncharacterized. The annotation marks the transcript as partial. The record is from RefSeq and is a predicted model, not a curated record. The transcript has a single exon. Lineage: Eukaryota; Fungi; Ascomycota; Dothideomycetes; Pleosporales; Trematosphaeriaceae.
AUUUCUAAUACAUACGACCAUAGGAUCAGGAAAAUACGGUACCCCGUCAGAUCUACACACGUCAAGCCUGAUACCGGCGGAUUAGUAGUUAGGUGGGUGACCACUAGCGAAUACCCGGCUGUUGUAUGUUUUUGCCUUUUUUUUGGCCUUCGCUAUGUCUCCACUAAGAGAGGAAGAAGUCCACGUCCUUGGACCCUCGUAUUUACAAGUAGAUUACAAGAUCCUUCUUUUCCUCUUUCCCCUUUUCAAUCUUUUAUCAUUAUUCUAGUCGAUCUAUUUUUCUGUCUCCCUGCAUCUAUUUGA